This is a messenger RNA of Paraglomus occultum, 3281 nucleotides long. The record is from the annotation of a GenBank genome assembly. Lineage: Eukaryota; Fungi; Glomeromycota; Glomeromycetes; Paraglomerales; Paraglomeraceae.
CGCUCAAGAAAUCAAUCAAGAGCGCCGCCGAAAAAUCAAAGCAGACAAAUAGAGCAAUAGAAGAUGACCUCGUGACAGACUUCAUAUUCGAUCUGGAUCGCGAGCUCGAAAAGGUCGAGUCGUUCUUUGCCCGGAAACUGGACGAUCUAAAGAGACAGCAUAAAAAGUAUCGCUAUGUCAGAUCGCACGAUCACGGCGAAGCCUUGGUGGCUUUAACAGAGACUAUGAAUUUAAUUCACAAUCUUCUGGUUUUCGCCGAUAUUAACAAGAAAGGCUUUGCGAAAAUUCUCAAGAAGUUCGACAAGAAGCUCUGUAAGUCAAUACAGAGCACAUAUCUUCGGACCAAGGUCGAUGUUUGCUCCUUUGCGAGCGACAACGCUUUGGCAGAAAUACUCGAAUCGAUUGAGAAAUCUCAGGAUUUGCUUCGGCAGAUGGCACAACAAGAGAAUUCCGAAUAUUCUCCUAGUCGAGAUGUCCGAUUAUCAGCAGAUCAGAACGAUAUCUUUCUAGAUGUUUUCGAACAUGACGACGUCGAUACGCUGAAACAGAUAGAAAAUAUGCCUGUUGUCGUGGGCGAACAGAAAAUGACAACGGAUAAGACACUGUUUUCUAUGCUUUCCAAAGCAUGUCAACAGCGUGCGUUGAAGUGUAUAAGAUUCUUAGUUGAAUUCGGCGCACCACUAAUGGACGCCGAUGAUAUUAACGAACGGUCAAUUAUCCAUAAACUGGUUAUACAUGGUGGCAUUCUCCAUACUGGCCGCGCGUCACCCACGAUAAAGAACGCGAUUACACCUGACCAGUUAUUAUCUUUGUCUCGCUCACCAGUGGACAAUAAUUUCAGAAAUGUGGCAAAUGGUGAUAGCGGGUCCUUUACGUCGGAUGCUGAUCAGGAUGAUCCCGAGAUAAUUUCUAUUAUUCUAGAAGGUUUGAAAGGCAAUCAGGUUUUGCAAUCUAAUACCAAAGAUACUUCUGGGAGACGUCCAUUGCAUUACGCAAUGGCUAAUGGAUACGUGAAGAUCAUACAAGUAUUAUUGGAGCAUCUGACCAAAACUGAACAAUUUUCCUUACACCACGAUCAUAAUGAUGAUACGUGGUUUGAUAAUGAUGGUUAUACACCAUUUUUCUACGGCAUACUCCAUGGAAGAACAGAGGCAGUAAAAUGCAUGAUCGACAUGGGAGAGAUAACAGACAUCAGUACCAUCACAACUCGCUCGCCCAACCAUGCAGUCUAUACGCCUCUUAAUCCUUUUGCUAAAAAUGAACCGCACUCUCCACUGGCUAUGGCUUGUAAACUGGGCUAUCCCGCGAUGACUGAACUGCUACUUGACUAUGGUGCUGAUCCCGACGCUGAAGACGAGUAUGGAGAAACUCCAUUACAUUUCGCGGCAAGGAAUGGAUAUGCUGAGUGUGUCAAACUGCUCGUCGGAUUCGAAAACGGGAAGGGAGAAGUUAUAAGAAAGAAGGCUAAUAUGGAGAUCAAAGAAAAGCUGUGUGGACGGACAGCUUUGCUCUUAGCUGCAAUAGAAGGACAUCUCGAAAUAGUCGAUACCCUAAUAAAGGCUGGCGCUGAUAAAGACUCUACGGACUUCUCCGAAUGGACUGCACAUGUACACGCCACUUUCCGCGGUCACGUAGAAGUUCAACAACUUCUUCGGCCUUCUACACCUUACGAUAUAAAGCAUUCCCCAGUGCCAUCGGUAAACGAGGGUAUGGAAACAAAUAAAGGAGGCGUAGCUGAACGUAUCUAUGGCCAUAGAUUUUUACAAGGCCAAUCAAUGGUAUCCGUCACCAUUGGAACAUUUGAUACAAGAAAGCACAUCACACCAGUGCAGAUCAAUAACAUGGCGGUUCCCCCAAACUCUAUAAUACCGUCAAUGUCCACGUCUCUCAUAGUCUCUGCAAAAAAUGCUGUCGGAGAGCCAAGGGUCAUAGAUCUUCCAGUUAAGGACCAUUCAGAGUCGAUUGUAUUUUACUCGGACAAUAUCGACGAUGUAACAUUGAAUUUUGAUUUGGUACCUACAUACGGUACCAAGAAGCAGUUGAUUGGGCGUGCGACUGCUCUGCUGUCUUCAAUAAAGACAUCCGACACUGAGAAGGCGCCUCUUAUGGGAUCAGUAACUGUCCCUAUACUCGGAGCCGGAUCCUUGGAAGUGAUCGGAAAAAUCAUAUUCUGUUUUUUGGUAGUAAACCCCUAUAGUCAUCCCAGUUUGAGCGUGGACAGUAAACAUACAUAUUGGAAAUCGUUGACAACCAAGGUCAUUGGUCACCGUGGAAUGGGCAUGAACCAACUGUCACACAAACUUCAGUUGGGAGAAAACACUGUGAUGAGCUUCGUCACUGCGGCGUCCUUGGGAGCAGAGUACGUCGAAUUCGACGUACAACUUACAAAGGACCACGUUCCAGUCCUUUACCAUGAUUGGACAAUAACCGAAACAGGUUAUGAUAUCCCGAUUCACGCAAUCACGCUGGGGCAGUUUCUAAGCCUCAAGAACGAUUAUGCUUCGCAGACUGCGAAUGGUAAUGGAACGGAUAACGGUGCAACUACAAUACUCCCAUCUGCAGACAAAGCUACAAAUGGGAUAUCCGGUACCAAAAAUAAUAAAGAUACCGCUCAUGUGACUAAAAAGCUUCGACGGUCUAACAGUCUCGGAGUAAUGACAGCCAAAAACGUUCUAAAAUCGGCGCAUGACGUGAAAAUAAAAGGCAACGGGGCCAAUAGCAUUCAAGCACCAUUCACAACUUUAGACGAAACGUUCAAGAAAGUACCACUUCAUAUUGGUUUCAAUAUAGAAGUAAAAUACCCGAUGAUUGAUGAGGCCGAAUUGGAAGGUCUCCCAACAUACAAUAUAGAACUCAACGUUUUCGUGGACGCCAUUCUCGAUGUAGUCUACGAUCAUACUGCCCAAAACCGGAACAUAAUAUUUUCGUCCUUCCACCCCGACAUAUGCCAACUUCUAGCUGUCAAACAGCCAAAUUAUCCGGUAUUUUUUCUAUCUGACGUCGGAACAGUGAGUAUAGCAGAUGCACGUUCCAAAUCCAUUCAACGUGCCAUUAGAUUCGCGAAAUCAGCAGAUUUAUUGGGUAUCGUAAUCCGCUCCGAUCCCGCGUUGGAAGCUCCUCAGUUAAUAAAAACUAUUAAGGAGACGGGACUUUUGGUGUUUACCUAUGGAGCUAGGAACAAUGACGUUGAAUGUGCUAAAUUUCAAAAGAAACUUGGAGUUGAUGCAGUAAUUGUGGAUUCUGUCGUAGCUGUUAGAAACGGCUUACAGCAUAACGAUUGA